AUGCAAGAGAAACCGGGAGUUAGCGCUAGUGCCGCGUUUGUGCCACCCCUGGAAGAAAAAGUUGAUGUGCUUAUUUGCGGUAGUGGUUCCGCCGGUCUCUGCGCAGCCGUGUGGCUCGCCCGGACCGGGAUCAAUUACCGCAUUCUUGAGCGUGGGAGUGGCCCCCUGAAACACGGCCAGGCCGAUGGUGUGCAGUGUCGUACCGUCGAGGUUAUGGAGAGCUUUGGCAUUUCCGAACCCCUCAUUCAGGAGUCAUAUCAUGUUCUUGAAGUUGCCUUCUGGGGCGAGGAUGGAAAAGGUGGCAUCUCACGGGGGAAGACGACACCCGAUACCCAGCCUGGGCUGACCCAUCUCCCACACGUCAUCCUCAGUCAGGGCCGCAUCAACGAGUUGAUGAUCAACGAAACAAAGAGGGCCGGCGGCGAAUCCAGGAUACGCUACGACUGCGAAGUGAAGGAUGUUAAGGUCGAUGAGACCAGGGCAAACGACCCGAAUGCUCAUUGCGUCACCGUCACAGCCAUUCAAGAUGGGGUAGAACGAAAUUUCAGAGCUAAAUAUGUUCUGGGUUGUGAUGGCGCUCAUAGUCAAGUGAGGCGCUCUCUUGGAUUUUCAAUGGUUGGCGACAGUACCGACGCCAUCUGGGCUGUCAUGGACAUCCAUCCCCAGACCAAUUUUCCCGAUAUCCGUAAGAAGACGAUUAUCCACUCCCAGGCUGGCAACCUUAUGAUCAUUCCCCGAGAGGGGGACUCCAUGGUUCGCUUCUAUCUGGAGCUGCCGAAUGCCAAGGUCGCGUCAGAUGUCAAGCUUGAGAACCUGGUUCCCUUGAUCAAAGACAUUUUCCACCCAUACACCAUGGAUAUUGCCGAGACUGUAUGGUUCUCCGCCUAUGUUAUCGGACAGCGUCGUGCCGACUACUUCACCCAGAGUCACCGCGUCUUCCUCACUGGCGACGCCUGCCACACACAUUCGCCAAAGGCCGGUCAAGGAAUGAAUGUCAGCCUCCAAGACGGAUACAAUAUCGGCUGGAAACUUGCUGGUAUCCUCCGCGGCGAGCUUCGCCCGGACAUUCUGAAAACAUACGUCAGCGAGCGUCAGAAGACGGCCACCGAGCUCAUAGAGUUCGACCGCUUCUUCACGAAGCUCUUCAAUACCGCCUAUCGCAAGGAGAACAACAUUUCCGAGGAGGAGUUUGCCAAACAGUUCGUCAAAGCCGGUCUGUACACCGCCGGGCUUGCGACUGAAUACCUGCCCUCCGUCCUCACUGUGCCCUCUGAUGAGGAUCGCUCUCUUGCUUCGGGUGUCGAAGUUGGAAAGAGAUUCCCUAGCACUAUCGUUAUGCGCUUCUCCGACGCUCGCCCGCUGCAGUUGGUUAAGGCUCUCCCCGCCGAUUCGAGGUGGAACCUUGUCAUUUUCCCGGGCGACAUUAAUAACAAAGACUCCAUGAAGCGGUUCGAAACGGCCACUCUCGAGCUCAUAAAACUCGUCAACAACUUCACUUCCCCGGAUGAGGAUCUGAACAGCGUCAUAAACCCAGUCGUAGUGCUCGCAACGGAGCGCAAAGACCUCUCACAAAGCCAAAUUCCUGAUUUUUACACUCCCUCGAUCGGUCGUCGGCGUGUGCGAUGGCUCCACAACGUAUUCACCGAUGAGGCGGGGCCCUACUCGCCUCAUGGCCACGCUUAUGAGAAAUAUGGCGUUGAUCCCAGUCGCGGCGCACUUAUUAUUGUUAGGCCGGACCACUAUGUUUCUAAGGUUCUCCCCCUUGAGAGUGCAGCUCAGGUCUCAACGUUUCUUGAGGCUUUCAUGAUUCCGAUCGGCGAGCGGGUGGCGUCGGCAAUUGAGAAGCUGUAA
Scedosporium apiospermum is the source of this 1851-nucleotide messenger RNA. Its product is annotated as FAD binding domain-containing protein. Gene Ontology annotation, molecular function: FAD binding. Bases 1 to 1851 code for a protein of 616 amino acids. The record is from RefSeq and is a predicted model, not a curated record. NCBI's taxonomy places the organism in Eukaryota, Fungi, Ascomycota, Sordariomycetes, Microascales, Microascaceae. The transcript is spliced from 5 exons.